Molecule: messenger RNA, 747 nt
Organism: Cordyceps fumosorosea ARSEF 2679
Lineage: Eukaryota; Fungi; Ascomycota; Sordariomycetes; Hypocreales; Cordycipitaceae
Product: Concanavalin A-like lectin/glucanase
Exons: 4
Coding region: 1-747 (248 amino acids)
Biological process (GO): proteolysis
Molecular function (GO): glutamic-type endopeptidase activity
Source: RefSeq, a predicted model, not a curated record
AUGAUUUUUGCUGCCGUCCUUUCCUCUUUGGCUGUCGCCACGGCUUCCUCAGUGGCAGAAGCUGCGACGCGUUCCGUGGAGAGACGGACCAAGUAUAAGCCCGGCUGGUGUGGCCAGGCUACCCCAGGAUCUGGGUUCAAUUAUGUCGAAGCCACCUGGAAGAUGCCCGAGUCCUUCCCGACAGACGCCCAGAAGCAAAAUCAGCCAAUCUACAACUACCAAUGGGUUGGCAUUGACGGUGCUCUUUCGCAAUGCCAGGCUCUCCUCCAGGCCGGGACUUACUACAGACUGAAAGAUAAUGUUGGUACCUACGGAUUCUGGUACGAGUUUUACCCCAACGGUUCCUGGCUCCUGGACAGCCCUGCAGUGUCCCCAGGAGAUGACAUCUAUGUCAACGUAAAGGCCACGUCCAAGACUACAGGCACUGUGUAUAUGGAAAAUCGAACCACCAAACAGAAUUUCACUCAAGACCUGACUGCACCUGAUGGCUACGAGCUUUGCCAGUCCAAUGUUGAAUGGAUCCAGGAGAAUGCUAUUGGCAAGGUCACGACGCUGGCACCUUUCUCGACCUUCAGCUUCGAAAAUGCUUAUGCGACCGACGAAAGUGGCCACAGCUACAACAUGAAUGGUUCGGAGAGCUGGAUUGUCCAGUUCGACAACCCGAACGGAAACGGUUACACACGCCUGUGCCACCCAUCCGACAUGACUGACACUUCCGUUACUAUUAAUUAUGACGGUCCCAAGUAG